UCUAUGUUGAUGUAUUGCGCACUGCUCGGUUUUUAGAUUAGAUUCUGGAUAGAAUUCUUCCGUUUCUUGCCCAAAAGAUACACGUAAUUAUAAUUUAGAUAAGGAAGAAGAAGAAGAAAUGGCGACGGUGCUUUCCGUUCACGAUCGGCGAAUAUUGACGGCUGUGAACAGUGGAGCAUCGAGUCUUUCUUUCGUCGGAUCCGGCUUCAUCGUGCUCUGCUACUCCCUCUUCAAGGAACUUCGCAAGUUCUCCUUCAAGCUCGUCUUCUACCUUUCUCUCUCUGACAUGCUUUGCAGUUUCUUUAACAUGGUCGGAGAUCCGUCAAAAGGCUUCUUUUGUUAUGCUCAGGACUACACCACGCAUUUCUUCUGUGUUGCUUCCUUCCUCUGGACAACAACUAUUGCUUUUACUCUUCAUCGCACUGUUGUUAGACACAAAACUGAUGUUGAAGAUUUGGAGGGAAUCUUUCACUUGUAUGUUUGGGGAACUUCACUCGUUAUGACUGUCAUACAUUCUAUUGGUAAUAACAACACACAUUUUGGGGCAUGGUGUUGGGGACAAACAGGUCGCACUGGAAAGGCAGUUCACUUUAUAACAUUUUAUGUCCCACUAUGGGGUGCAAUUCUUUACAACGGUUUUACAUACUUUCAAGUGAUACGCAUGCUGAACAAUGCCACUCGUAUGGCAGUUGGCAUAUCAGAUCGUGCAUACCAGUUUGAUUCAAGGACAGACACAAAGGCUCUGAACCGGUGGGGUUACUAUCCACUAAUCCUAAUUGGAUCAUGGGCAUUUGGCACAAUCAACCGCAUUCACGAUGUUAUUGAGCCAGGCCACAAGAUUUUUUGGCUCUCAUUUCUUGAUGUUGGGACUGCUGGACUUAUGGGCCUUUUCAACUCAAUAGCUUAUGGCUUGAAUGCUUCAGUCAGGCGAGCAAUUUAUGAAAGACUGGAACUGUUUUGGCCAGAGAGGCUCCAGAGAUGGUUCCCUAACAGUUCAAGACAGAGAAACCAACAGCAGCAGAGUGAAUUGGUCUCCCUCAAAAUUCAGGACCAACAAUAGCUAGCUUUGUCAAUUUUUGUUGAUAUUCUUUCUGUAAAUUGUUACGAGACAUUGAAGCUGGCAUCCAAACGAAAGCCAUCAUCGAAUCGGAUCAUUUCAUACCUUGACCCUUCACAAGACUGGUGUGUUGUGGAUAGGCUAUUUAAUGCAGCAUCUGUACUGUAAUUUCGAAGCAGACGGCGACCACCAAUGGAACCAUUAUAUUCUUUUUAGCUGGAAUCCCUGUCCUUAGUUGUUACUGUUAGUUGAUUGGUUAACAAUUUUGUGAAGUUGAAGUUGUUCAUCGGUUCAAUUUAUUAUUCUUGUACGAUUCCAGCGCGAUGUUGUCAUCAGAUUCUGGUACAAAAUUGUUUACAAGGCAU
Molecule: messenger RNA, 1422 nt
Organism: Hibiscus syriacus
Lineage: Eukaryota; Viridiplantae; Streptophyta; Magnoliopsida; Malvales; Malvaceae
Product: G-protein coupled receptor 1-like
Exons: 10
Coding region: 119-1060 (313 amino acids)
Biological process (GO): adenylate cyclase-activating G protein-coupled receptor signaling pathway; cell surface receptor signaling pathway
Cellular component (GO): plasma membrane
Molecular function (GO): G protein-coupled receptor activity
Source: RefSeq, a predicted model, not a curated record